Messenger RNA from Ceratotherium simum simum (southern white rhinoceros), 3606 nucleotides. RefSeq names its product Rho guanine nucleotide exchange factor 3 (gene ARHGEF3). Gene Ontology annotation, biological process: intracellular signal transduction; positive regulation of Rho protein signal transduction. Lineage: Eukaryota; Metazoa; Chordata; Mammalia; Perissodactyla; Rhinocerotidae. Gene Ontology annotation, molecular function: guanyl-nucleotide exchange factor activity. The record is from RefSeq and is a predicted model, not a curated record.
UGCCGAAGUCGGGUCCCGCCUGGCUAGAAGCCGGCUGUCAGUCUCCGAGUCGCAGCCGCCGCCCGGCACCGUGGAGCUGGGGCCCCCUUUCGCCCGGGAGUUUUGUGGUCGCCUCGGGUCAGCGGUGACAUCCCAAAGGGCAGGCCCGGCAGCCACCAUGGUGGCAAAGGAUUACCCCUUCUACCUCACAGUCAAGAGGGCGAACUGCAGCCUGGAGGUACCCCCGGCCAGCAGUCCGGCCAAGGACGCCGAGGAGCCUAGUAAUAAACGAGUCAAACCUCUUUCCAGAGUCACCUCAUUAGCAAACCUCAUCCCGCCUGUGAAGGCCACACCGUUAAAGCGCUUCGGCCAAACCCUGCAGCGCUCCAUUAGCUUCCGCAGCGAGAGCCGUCCCGACCUCCUCACCUCCAGACCCUGGUCCAGAAAUGCCACCCCCUCGAGCACCAAGCGAAGAGACAGCAAGCUGUGGAGUGAGACCUUUGAUGUGUGCGUCAAUCAGAUGCUUACGUCCAAGGAAAUCAAACGUCAGGAGGCAAUCUUCGAACUUUCCCAAGGAGAGGAAGACUUGAUAGAGGACUUGAAAUUGGCAAAAAAGGCCUAUCAUGACCCCAUGCUGAAACUCUCCAUAAUGACAGAACAAGAGUUGAAUCAAAUUUUUGGAACACUGGACUCUCUAAUUCCUCUACAUGAAGACCUCCUUAGUCAGCUCCGAGAUGUUCGGAAGCCUGAUGGCUCGACUGAACACGUCGGUCCCAUCCUCGUGGGCUGGCUGCCUUGUCUCAGCUCCUACGACAGCUACUGCAGCAAUCAAGUAGCUGCCAAAGCUCUGCUGGACCACAAAAAACAAGACCACCGAGUCCAAGAUUUCCUCCAGCGAUGCUUAGAAUCCCCCUUCAGCCGCAAACUAGAUCUCUGGAAUUUCCUUGAUAUUCCAAGAAGCCGUCUGGUGAAAUACCCUCUGCUUCUUCGAGAAAUCUUGAGGCACACACCAAAUGAUAAUCCAGAUCAGCAGCACCUGGAGGAAGCUAUAAACAUCAUUCAGGGAAUUGUGGCAGAAAUCAACACCAAGACUGGCGAAUCUGAAUGCCGCUAUUAUAAAGAGCGACUUCUUUACUUGGAAGAAGGCCAGAAAGACUCCCUGAUCAACAGCUCAAGAGUGCUCUGUUGUCAUGGCGAACUGAAGAACAACCGGGGUGUGAAACUGCAUGUUUUCCUGUUCCAAGAAGUGCUUGUGAUCACUCGAGCCGUCACCCACAACGAGCAGCUCUGCUACCAGUUGUACCGGCAGCCGAUCCCUGUGAAGGACCUCCUGCUAGAAGACCUGCAGGAUGGAGAAGUGAGGCUGGGUGGCUCCCUGCGCGGGGCCUUCAGCAACAAUGAGAGAAUUAAAAACUUCUUCAGAGUAAGUUUCAAAAAUGGAUCCCAAAGUCAGACUCACUCACUACAAGCCAACGAUACCUUCAACAAACAGCAAUGGCUCAACUGUAUUCGUCAAGCCAAAGAAACAGUCCUGUGUGCUACUGGACAGGCUGGGGUGCUCGACUCCGAGGGACCUUUCUUAAAUCCCACCAUUGGGAACAGGGAGCCACAGGGAGAAACAAAACUUGAGCAGAUGGACCAAUCGGACAGUGAGUCAGACUGUAGUAUGGACACAAGUGAGGUCAGCCUCGACUGUGAGCGCAUGGAACAGACAGACUCUUCCUGUGGGAACAGCAGGCACAUUGAAAGCAAUGUCUGACAGAAGUAUGUACUUUCUGGAGUUAGCCCCGUGUCCUACCUGUACAGUAUUUGCAUUCCACACGUGGAACGGUUUGGAGAAGCACUUUUUAAUACUUUUGUGACCAUGUUGACCCAGUCUCUUGUAUCUGUACCUUUGUCCCUAGUACUGUAACUGCCAGUCUGUCUGUGUAAGCUGGAAUCUGUAGCAACUGUUAUCCUGUAUUGUAUUUCACAAGUGUCGGGAUGGAUGGAGAGGUACUUGAACAAGUUACUUUCAAUUGUCCUGCUGGAUUUUGAAAAAUAGAAAAAGAAUCUCUAAACUACUGUUACAUGUAGAUCGCUUAAAGAGUCCCUCCGUGUUUCUGAAGUGCUUUUCUAGCUCUUUGACGUGGUAGCUGAAGGCGUGGAAUUUAGGGGGCCUUGCAAACAGGGCCUGGGGAAGUCACUCGUGUACCCUCAUGGGAUUUGAAGGAAAACCAGGAAAGAACAAUCGUUGCGGUAAACUUGGUUCAAUGUUAUCCAGCCAGAAAGCAUGAAAACAUCCCUGGGGAUUCUAGAGGUUUAAUUUUGCAAAGGAAUAAGUACUAUCUUGACUUUGCAAUGUCAUCCAGUGCAAAUUUGAUGCAAUAAUCUAUUAGGACAUGAAAUAGAGUCUGACUUUAAAAGGACCAGCACAAAAGCAGCUAUCAGCUCUGAAUCUUGAACUGAAAUGCACAUUGCACCAGAGGGUCUCUGUCACGGUUGCUGGCUUGCCUUAGAGAGCCAUUUCUAGCCUAAAACAUCAGAACAGAACUCAGAGGGCCUGGAAAACCUGGCAGGAUAACCAGAAGGCUGUCUUCAUUUGAUUUCAUUUGCCGAGCCUUGCUCAUAUUUUAGAGCAAGAAUGAAGAGAUAAGAAAGAAAGACUACGACCAAGUCAGUGACUCUGUUUACAGAAACAGAUGAGAAGAAGAAUUUGGAAGAAGUGCUUCAUCGUAACCUUAUGUGGGAAACAUUACAAGAAAAAGCAAGAUCCAGUGCCCUUCUGGGAAAGGCCAGCGCUUGGGUUUUCGGCUCUGCUUUUGGGUCAUCAGUUUGCCGUCUCUGGCUCUGUGCUAUGAUCAGAAUCAUAAUUACAUUCUCCAGAGGCCAAUUUAAUUAACUCUGUGAUUAAUUACUCAGUUAACCAAACUAGUAACCUCUUUGUCCAGCCUUGAUUUACAGUGCAGGGUGGGUCACAGACCUUAAAAAAUGUUAACUGAAUACACAGAAAAGCUCCCUGUGAGUAUAAAUAUUAAGGAUGACCUGUGCAAAAUUAUACCCACACCAGCACUAGUAGUAAUGAUUCUAAAUUAUUGCCAAAAAAAAUUUUUUUUAAAUCUUCUGUGUCUUUCGAGUUUACAGAAAGGAAAGCAGUAAAUACUGUAUUGUCAUUUUAUUAUAUGCAUCUAUCAUGUACAUUCAAAGAAGCUGUGUAACAAGAUUUAUCAAUAUAAAACCAAGGUAUAUUGCUUAUUUUUCAAAAACAAAAAAAUAUUGUGGUCAGUUUUACCCUGUAAAACAUAUUUCUGUAUUUAUAGAUUUUAAACAUGGUGAAUUUUUUUUCUAUUACAAAUUUAUUUAAAACUGCUUUGUUUCUCAAGUUGUUGUUGAUUUAGGGAGUGAAUGGACCUGCUGCAGAUAGAAGCAGAGAAAAGCUGAUAAAAGUUGUUUGAUAGUGGGGAAAAGAAUGAAUCAUUCUUUGCAGGAGCCAUUGGUCACUUUGGCCAGUGUGUUGAGAAAAGAGGUCUGACAGGUGCUGGCCUAUGGAAAGAAAGUCAAUGAAUGUUUUGAUGAAAUGAAUGUUUUUGUAUAAUGGCUUUAAACUUUUCUGGAAGCAUUUCAAAUAAAUUACAUUAAAAUAUCAUC